Triplophysa rosa is the source of this 4399-nucleotide messenger RNA. RefSeq names its product kelch-like family member 4 (gene klhl4). NCBI's taxonomy places the organism in Eukaryota, Metazoa, Chordata, Actinopteri, Cypriniformes, Nemacheilidae. Gene Ontology annotation, molecular function: protein binding. The transcript has 12 exons. The coding region runs from base 1215 to 3368 and encodes 717 amino acids. The record is from RefSeq and is a predicted model, not a curated record.
CUACACAUGAAUAAAUCAUUGACUAUCAGCAGUAUAUAAACAUCACGUCAUUCCAUACAGCUGCAGCAUAUUUUAAUCUGCUUUUUAUUUCUCAAGAAUCUAUAGGCUAAACAAAACCUCUCAAUUGGGUAAAACGGGAUAACAUGAUCACCUUCCAGUGUACAAACAUAAGCAAAUAUUAUAAUUGAGUUUCAAAUGAAUUGUGUCAUUUAUAUUACUAGAGGAAAACAUUUUCUGUGUUUUAUUAAAAGCAAAAAUAAUGUUAUCCGAAGCAAUUACACUAUACGACACGUGCAGUACACCAGAUGUUAACCAAAUGGGUUGGAAUGCACAUUAUGCAGUUAAUUUACACAUUCUUUAAUAAGUGGUGUUUUUUUUAAAUAUCAUUGAAUACAAAAAAAGUCAGCUGCCUUACACUUUCCUGCAUUUGUUAAAUUGUGGUUUUCUCACUGCGACUGUGUGUCGCAAGCACUCUUGAGUACAAGUGCUAAACCGGUAUCGAUGAAGUAUAUUUUAUUUUAAAGACCGGUUUCAUAGUCUCAUGCACAGAUGUUUAUCUGAACAUUUACCUACGAAACCAUAAACACAGACUGGUGUCAGUUGAAACAGUGAUUCUUUCUGGUGUUUCGUUGAUGUUCAGCUGUCACUGUGGCUUGAGACAGACAAGGAAAGAAUAAUUUUUCUGCAUGGUUUGCCUCAUUGAGAAGCUGAGACUGGCUCCCUCGGGAUCCCAUCAGAUGAGGGCACUCUGCGGCGUGUGCGAGGAGACAUGUCUAUGUGCAUGCGUGAGAGAGAGAGAGAGAGAGAGAGGAAGAGCAUGUGUGCACACAUAAAGGAAAGAGGCAGAGAGAGAGAGCGAACGCAGAUGAUGCUGCUCAUUGGGGGAGACUGUGCUGGUUCUGGCUUUCCUUCCUGUGCUACGAGAUUUCCCUCAGUAAGCGUUGACCUCAGUGUCCUGUCCCUUCGACACCUCACUUUCUCGGAGAGAGACAGAACGACAAAGAAGAGGGAACAGGGUGGUACGGGCAGAGGCUAUCAUGCGUGUGCUGUAACUGAGGACAAGACGCAGCCGGACACGAGGAGAAACAAGAAAGAAGCUGCAGACAUUAGUCCUUUAUUAUCCAGAACCAGCAACAAAGACAAAAGCAUCUAAAGCCGAGACUUGGCUUUUAUCACUCCGAUGUGCCAGUGGCAUCACGUCGAGGGCGAAUACAAUGUCUGUGGCUGGAAAAAAGGAGUUUGACGUGAAGCAGAUCCUCAGGCUCCGUUGGCGCUGGUUUAGUCACAGCACCCAGAACCCGGCUGGGAACGGUGGCUAUAUCCAACAGGAAGGUUUUGACCACCGGGGAACACCAGUCCGGCUGAAGGGUCACUCCCGGGACAGGGGAGGACUUCGCAAGAGCAACAGCCCCGCGCACAGCAUUCUGACUCCGAACCCUGGACCCACGCCAGUUUACGUCAGGCCCGGCAAUCAAUCAUGGCACCAGCAAAACAUCAUCCAGAACCUCCAUGCAAGCGAGGAGCUCCCAAAGAGCGACUCACCUUGCAGUGCCAGCAAAGAGGAGGCGAAGAGUAGCCAUGAGGAUGUGAAAAACAAUCCAGAGGAUGCCUCCGAGGAGGAAGCCAUAGACAGGUUGGCUUUGAGCAGUUUCUCUAGAAUGAGCUCCAACUGCUCCGAUGAGUUUUUCCAGGCCACAAACCACGCGGAACAGACCUUCCGAAAGAUGGAGACCUAUCUUCAGCACAAGCAGCUGUGUGAUGUACUUUUGAUAGCUGGAGAUCACAAGAUCCCUGCACACAGACUCGUCCUGAGCGCAGUAUCAGACUACUUUGCUGCCAUGUUCACCAAUGAUGUGUUGGAGGCAAAACAAGAGGAAAUUAAAAUGGAGGGUGUUGAUCCGGAGGCGUUGAGAGCGUUGGUUCAUUUUGCAUAUACUGGAGUCCUGGAGCUGAAAGAGGAGACAAUUGAAAGUCUUUUAGCUGCUGCUUGUCUCCUCCAGCUCUCACAAGUCAUUCAGGUUUGCUGCAACUUUUUGAUGAAACAACUGCACCCGUCUAACUGCCUGGGGAUCCGCUCAUUUGCUGAUGCUCAGGGAUGCAUGGAUCUUCUGAAUGUUGCUCACAACUACACUACGGAACAUUUUUUAGAAGUCAUCCAGAACCAGGAGUUUCUACUGUUACCAACCACAGAAAUAAUCAAGCUGUUGGCCAGUGAUGACAUCAAUGUUCCAGAUGAAGAAACUAUUUUCCAGGCACUCAUGAUGUGGGUUCGUUAUGAUGUGCAGCACAGACAGCAGGAUCUGGGAGUGUUACUGGCAUAUAUCCGACUCCCUCUUUUACCUCCUCAGCUUCUUGCUGAUCUGGAAAACAACAAGAUGUUUUGCGAGAACUUGGAAUGCCAGAGGCUCCUGAUGGAAGCUAUGAAGUACCAUCUUUUGCCAGAGCGCCGUCCUAUGUUGCAAAGCCCUAGAACCAAACCACGCAAAUCCACAGUUGGAUGUCUCUAUGCGGUUGGGGGGAUGGAUGCCUCAAAAGGAUCUACAACAAUAGAGAAAUAUGACCUCCGUACGAACAGAUGGAUCCAGGUGGGCAUCAUGAAUGGGCGAAGACUUCAGUUUGGCGUGGCGGUGAUUGAUAACAAACUUUAUGUGGUUGGGGGCAGAGAUGGACUUAAGACCUCUAACAUGGUGGAAUGCUACAAUCCUAUCACUAAAGUCUGGUCCACUAUGCCUCCAAUGUCAACCCACAGACAUGGAUUAGGAAUCGCUGUGCUAGAGGGGCCUAUGUAUGCGGUGGGAGGUCAUGACGGAUGGAGCUAUUUAAACACAGUGGAAAGGUGGGACCCCCAGGCGAGGCAGUGGAAUUACGUGGCCAGUAUGUCCACCCCACGCAGCACUGUCGGCGUCACAGCUCUCAAUGGAAAGUUGUUUGCUGCAGGUGGUCGCGACGGAAGCUCCUGCCUGCGAUCCAUGGAAUGUUUUGAUCCCCACACCAAUAAAUGGAGUAUGUGUGCACCAAUGUCAAAGAGGAGAGGAGGCGUGGGUGUGGCCACUUACAACAGUUUCCUGUAUGCGGUUGGAGGCCAUGAUGCACCCGCUUCAAGCCACUGCUCACGCCUCUCGGAUUGUGUGGAGAGGUACGACCCAAAAACAGACACAUGGACCACGGUGUCUUCCCUGAGCGUCCCUCGAGAUGCGGUGGGGGUGUGUCUGUUGGGAGACAGAUUAUAUGCAGUCGGAGGCUACGAUGGCCAGACCUACUUAAACAGCGUUGAGUCCUAUGAUGCACAGAACAGUGAAUGGACCGAGGAGGUCCCUCUAAACAUUGGAAGGGCUGGCGCGUGCGUGGUCGUAGUGAAACUGCCUUGAAGGCUCAGAUUCCUUGAGCUGAACUGCCCUCGAAGAACUCGCAGCAUCGCUGAACUGGAAUAACAAAAUACACAUAGUUCAUCAAAGCUAUUGAAAACACUGGAUUCAUUGAAACUGAUUCUUUCUGCUUUGUUUCGAUAUUUCAGCACUACUGCAAACCGACAAAUAAAUGUGUAUAAGAUUUUACUGUAAUGAAAUUUUAUGAGACAAUUUCAUAUUUUAUAUUGAGAGACUUUUGACAUGUAUCCAAACAGACUUUUUUUGAGUUGAACUUUAUCAUUUUAAUAUUUGCAUCUUGCUUACCUCGUCACACAUUUCUAUCUUUUAAAAAUAUGAAAAGCAACUGUAUUUUAAAUGUCAGCGGCAUACUUGUUUACUUGUGACAUUUUGUGAAAAAAUUAUUUUGAUCUUAGAUAAACAAUUUUAAAAGACCACUGUGAAUACUUCCAGUUGUAAGCUUGCAACACAACCUGUAACGCCUAAAAUAUUGUCAAUUUGUCACGCACAGUUCUCAUCUGAAUACACAUUUUGUCUGAGACUAGUUUCAGCACCUUUGUAAGAACUUGUCUUUGAAGUAGAAAAAAAUGAAAGAAAAGCCAAAGUUAUUAGCACGUGUUUGUAAGUAAUGACUUUUAAUUGUAAUACAGUUUACAGUAGAAAAUAUACUAUUAUAUCAUAUUGAUAUUUCACCAUUAUGUAAAGGUUUUGUAAUUUUUAUUGUAUAUAAUUUACGAUCAUAGCUUUUUGGCAUGCUUUAAUAUGUCUGAAUGCCAUUUGAAAUAUUUUAAUCAUCAAAAUCAGCCCCUUUAAGUCUUAUAAAUUCUUGCUUUUGUGAUGUACUGACGUUCAUGUUUCAUUUGGAUCAUGCCAAAACAAAAAUGGUUUAUUGUCUCAUCACCUGUCUGACUUACUGGAAUGUAACAUGCUUAUCAGGUAAGACACAUUUGCAAUACCUGUUCACUGAAACAUUUGUCGUUGUUUAUGGCAUGCAGAAAAAAACUAGGAAAUAAAAUGAUUUUUGUCUUUUCUGA